Molecule: messenger RNA, 202 nt
Organism: Entrophospora candida
Lineage: Eukaryota; Fungi; Glomeromycota; Glomeromycetes; Entrophosporales; Entrophosporaceae
Source: the annotation of a GenBank genome assembly
UUAUAAAAUUCUGUUGCCUGAUACACAUCCAUUAAUUGGAUUACAAUUAUAUUCUAUUGGUAAAAUUAGUUUACAAAUUAUUGACAUCAAAGAUGAAGAAAAAAACAAUGAUGUGGAUACUGAUUUUGAUAAGAAAAAAAAUGAUGACGAUGAUGUUAGUGAAUUAGAAAAAAAAUCAAAUACGAAAAUUUUGUUUAGAUAA